CGCACCACCGUGGAGCUCAACAGCUCCACCAAUGUUGUGCCACUGCACACCUUCAUCACGCCACAGCUCUGUCCUCCCUCCAACAAUCACACGUCCACUCGUGUGAAGCAACAACAACAUGACACACGUGUUGUGGACUGUGGACAUGCUUCGUCGAGCUUGUUCAACUCCACGUGCCUACUCAGUGCUGCGCCUCAGACGCCGAAGGAGGGUGGCCACUCUCAUGACCCACUCACGCACGACCACGCGCCACCAUGA
Molecule: messenger RNA, 258 nt
Organism: Hydatigera taeniaeformis
Lineage: Eukaryota; Metazoa; Platyhelminthes; Cestoda; Cyclophyllidea; Taeniidae
Source: the annotation of a GenBank genome assembly